CACCACCUGUGUGUGCUCAGCGAGUAGCUCCACUUUCCCCCGCGUCGAAACCCCCCUGCUUCCGAUUCUCCUCCGACACGACGCCCGAUCCCAUAUCCUUUCCCUCGAAUCAUCGAUCCAACGCAGACUCCAAGCGCGAUAGGGCGCUCCUUCCGUCGUCGCUCCAGGCUGUUAGGGCUCGUACUCUUCUUCCUCUUCGAGCUGCGGUUGAAUUGGUCCAAGAUAUAUAGGGUUUGGGGUCGGGUCGAUGAAGGAUUCCGGAGCUGUGCAGCGGAGUGUGCAGGGGCCGGGCGCAGGCGAAUCCGGUGGUCCAGGCUGAGCGGCCGAGCACCAGGCGGAGUCGGGCGGCGAGGAACCAGCAGCCGGUGGGCCAGAACCCGCCGGCGACGAGGUCCCCCGAGCGGAGGGAGGAGAUUGGUUUAGUAGAGGACCGCGGCGAGGUUAGAGGUUUGGGUGGGGAGGAGAAACUGGAAGAGGUCGGGGAGAGGAAGAUGAAUGACUACGAUCGUGGGGCGACGAGCCCAGAUAAGCUCCCUGGUGGGGAGGACGAGACGAGCACGGCCCCUCUCCCAGAAAAGGUUCAAGUCAGCAAUUCACCAGUAUACAAAGUUGAAAGGAAGCUAGGCAAAGGAGGAUUUGGGCAAGUUUAUGUUGGUCGCCAUAUUUCACCUACCAAUGCAAAUGAUACGACUACUGGUUCUAAUGCCGUAGCAUUAAAGUUUGAACAUAGGAACAGUAAGGGAUGUAAUUAUGGUCCACCUUAUGAAUGGCAGGUUUACAACACUCUUGGUGGUAUACAUGGGAUGCCACGAGUCCAUUACAAGGGCCGCCAAGGGGACUAUUAUGUUAUGAUUAUGGAUAUGCUGGGACCUAGUCUAUGGGAUGUCUGGAAUAACAACUCACAUACAAUGUCCGUGGAAAUGGUUGCAUGUAUUGCCAUUGAAGCACUCUCCAUAUUGGAGAAGAUGCAUUCAAAAGGUUAUGUGCAUGGGGAUGUGAAACCUGAGAAUUUCUUGCUUGGGCCUCCUGGAACUUCUGAAGAGAAGAAACUCUUUCUUGUUGAUCUUGAGUUAGCAACUAAGUGGAAAGACAGUUCGACAAGUCUGCAUAUUGAAUAUGAUCAACGACCAGAUGUUUUCAGGGGGACAGUGCGCUAUGCUAGUGUUCAUGCUCACCUUGGGAGGACGGCAAGCCGGAGAGAUGAUAUAGAAUCCCUUGCUUAUACUCUAGUCUUUCUACUCCGCGGUUGUCUACCUUGGCAAGGGUAUCAGGGAGAAAACAAAGGUUUCCACGUCUGCAAGAAGAAGAUGGCUACAUCUUCAGAGGCUCUUUGUUGCUUUUGCCCGCUACCGUUCAAACAAUUUGUUGAGUAUGUGGUGAAUUUGAAAUUUGAUGAAGAACCUAACUAUGCAAAGUGCAUCUCUCUUUUUGAUGGCAUAGUAGGUCCUAGUCCAGAUAUUAGGCCAAUCAACACUGAUGGAGCUCAAAAGGUGGGUCAAAAGAGAGGCCGUCUAAUGAUGGAUGAAGAGGAUGAUGAGCAAUCAAAAAAGAAGAUUCGGAUGGGAAUGCCUGCUACACAGUGGAUCAGUGUUUAUAAUGCAUGAAGACCCAUGAAGCAAAGGUACCACUACAAUGUUGCUGAUGUGAGACUUGCACAACAUAUUGAGAAAGGAAAUGAAGACGGUUUAUUCAUCAGUUGUGUAGCAUCUUGUUCAAAUCUUUGGGCCCUGAUUAUGGAUGCAGGCACUGGGUUUACCGCUCAGGUUUAUGAACUAUCUGCAAAUUUUCUCCAUAAAGAAUGGAUAAUGGAACAAUGGGAGAAAGAUUAUUAUAUUUCUGCACUAGCAGGUGCAAAUAAUGGUAGCUCCUUGGUCAUAAUGUCCAAAGGUACACCAUAUUCACAACAAUCUUACAAAGUUAGCGAAUCAUUUCCUUUCAAGUGGAUAAACAAAAAAUGGCGGGAAGGUUAUGUCACUGCAAUGGCAACAGCUGGAAUUAGAUGGGCUGUUGUCAUGUCUCGUAAUGCGGGCUUCUCAGAUUAGGUUGUUGAAAUUGACUUCCUUUACCCUUGCGAAGGCAUUCAUCGAAGAUGGGAUAAUGGUUAUCGUAUAACUGCAACUGCUGCAACAUGGGACCAAGCUGCCUUUGUACUUAGUGUUCCUCGAAGAAAACCAGUAGAUGAAACACAAGAGACACUUAGAACAUCUGCUUUUCCUAGUCAGCAUGUGAAGGAGAAGUGGGCCAAAAAUCUUUAUAUUGCAUCUGUUUGUUAUGGUCGCACAGUUUCAUGAAGUUGUCUAUCUUCUGUUGGAAUACUCAGGACUUUGCUCAGAGAACAGCUAUAUCACAUUGUUUUCCUGAGGCUAUGAUGCUGUUAGGCAUACGCUAAGGCACCUUUUAUCUCUGGUAUUGGUGACAGCUAACACAUUGGUGCCACAUCAAUGUCACAUUAUGAAGUUGCCCUUGCUGAGCUAUCAAAAUAGAUUUGAUGGUGGGCAUUAGUUAUUUUAAGCUUGUAUAGUUGAUAAAUGUUCUCUUGCAUAAGUUGCUUCAUCAUCCAUUAAAGAAUUCGAGGGCUUCAUCUCAACAGCUCUGAAAAUCUGAUAAGUGGGCGCCUAAAGUUGUUUGCAAAGAUACUUGAGUUUUUUUUUUUGGUUAAUCUUCCUAAAAUCAUUUUGUUCUACUAUGAUGUUGUACAGAUGACUGUUGACAUAGUAAACUUAAUUGUAAGGAUGCUGAUACUGUUUCCAGGAUCUGUUUUGGAAUCAAAUCAGGAUAUAGAUUCAUGGUUCA
Messenger RNA from Musa acuminata subsp. malaccensis (wild Malaysian banana), 2793 nucleotides. Lineage: Eukaryota; Viridiplantae; Streptophyta; Magnoliopsida; Zingiberales; Musaceae. The record is from RefSeq and is a predicted model, not a curated record.